AAUGUAGAUAAUUAGCUAUAAAUGCAAGUUUCGAUAUCAAAUAUCAAUAAUAAAUACCAAUAAAUAAAUAAUAAUAAUAUUGUAGUCACGGAAAUAAUAAUAAUAAUACUAACAAUAAUAAAGUUCGUUGAAUAUAGGAAUAUAGGAAUACAAUUUACACGUACAAUUUCAAACCGAAAUAACUCUAAUAGGUUCAGCGCAGCGUUGUUAUGAAUUAAUCACUUAGGACGGUCUCGUUAAUAUAUACAGAUAAUCAUACUAUAAUAUGGAAAACAAUAUUUAGCAUUUUGUCAGUCACCAUUAUAAGUAGUAUUUAAUUGGUGAGAAAAUAACAAUAAAUGUUAAAUGCUAAGUGCAAGUAUAAAAUCAAUAAACUAUUAAAAUAUUAAAUUAUAAACACAUUGACCAUUGAUAUAAUGGUAUGAUAGUAUUUUUCAUAUUUUACACAAUUUAAAUAAAAUAAAAAAACUAUUUUUACAGUAGUUUUGUAUUAUUUUAUACUGUUGAAUUUGCGUUAAAAUAAAGUUGUUCACACAUUUGUAAACAUAAUAUACUGUCAUUCCAGCUAUUCCCCAAGUCAAUGAUCUGUAGACCUUACUAAGUUUUAAUUGAGCUUCCGUAAAACGUUUUCAUGCCAGUUGUAUACUAUCCAUUCAGAUUUAACUAGAUUCAGAAUCCCCUCCUACCAGCAGGUAGUCGUCUUAUCGUUGGAUCAUUAUCUUGUAAUGCGUUCUAAGUAAAUAUAAACAACGCCACUUAUCACCGGAAGAAUAUAAUAUAAUAUUAUGUACCUACAAAAAAUGAAUUCUAAACCAGCAUCAUCAUGCAUUAAAAAGGUAAAUAAAGUAAAUAAAGUAGGUACAUACUCGUCACGUAUACAUAGCGCAUCAAGUGGUGUAAUCGAAAAUUUCUCAGCUAUGGAUAUAAAACAAUAAUUAUAAUAUAAUUUAUAGAUCAACUUUCAUAAAUACCUAAUACAUUAUACAUUUUAUCACUAAUCGCUAUACAUAAUUUCACUUUAAAGUUAACAACGAACCAUAUGAAAAUUGACACCAAAAGCUCUGAUUCCCACUCAGUGAUUAUCAAAUAUUUAAAAAACAAAAAUUUAGAAUUGCACACUUACAAAAAGUUAUAAUUUCAAGUAAAGCGAUCAUAUCGUAUAGUUAUAUACAAUUAUGCUUUCUUCUUCAUAUGUGAUUAAAUGCCAUCUUUAAAAAAAAUGUUAUUAAUAUAAUAUGUAUCUAGUUUCAAACAGUUUUUUAACAUAAAAAUAUAUUAAUUAAUUGUAAUUAUAGGCUUUUAAGUAAGUAGAUAGGUAUACUUAACAAUUCCAAAAAUCAAUUUUUUGAAUAAAUGCAUAACUAAAGGAAAAUUGGUAAUGAGGCGAGAAUAAUUUGUUCAUAUGAAAUCAGCCUCAAUUAUUAUUAUAUUACUCUGAAUGAUGAAAACCUAAUGAUUAGAUACCUACUUCAAAUAACUCUGAAGGUUAUAAGAGGUUGAAAAUAUCAGUGGGUCUGUGAGUUAUACUUUCAGUUAGCUACUUGACAAUCGGCGUGCAUUGCAAAUGAAAUAUUUUUUAUCAGCGUGCGUGUAUCUAUACUAAUAAUUUAUUGUAAUCUAAAUAAUAUUUAUUUUUUUAUUACUUUUUUCAAGGAAUACAAUAUAAGAAUAAUAAAUAUUAGGUUCACGUGAUUAUUAAAUAAGUUAUCAUCAGAAAUCACAAUACGAAUUACACAACCAUACUAUAUACAUUAUGUACAAAGAAAUUCCGAAGGCAGAUAGUAAAGUCGAACGUUCUCAAAACCCAAGAUAUAAUGCAAACAUUUUUGAAAUCAUCACAUAUAGCUGGAUGUCAAACCUAUUAAAAAUAGGACGGCACAAGGAUUUAAAAGAAAUAGAUUUGUAUACGACAUUAGACGAUCACAUAUCAUCAUCAUUAGGCGAUCAAUUAGAAAAGACAUGGAGAUCGGAGUUAAACCAUGCACAUUUAGCGAAUCGAAAGCCGACAUUGUUAAGAGCUUUGAUCCGAAUGUUUGGUGCCAAAUAUAUGUUUCUAGGAAUCGUAAUUUGCAUACUAGAAAUUAUUUUCAAAAUAUCUCAACCUAUAUUACUUGGUGAACUAUUGGAAUAUUUCAAUCCCGAUAAUCCCAAAUACUCUGAUAUAAGAUAUGCAUAUAUAUGCGCGUCUAGUUUAUUAAUCAGCUUAUUUAUAACAACGGUCAUAAGCUAUUCAACGGAACAAGAAAUCUUGAACCAAGCGAUGAAGACGCGAGUUGCAUGUUCUUCUCUAAUUUACAGAAAGGUAUCAUUUCUAACUACUAAUACUCUUAAUGAAACCAAUGUCGGUCAAAUUUUAAAUUUGAUAUCGAAUGACGUAAAUCAAUUCGACAUGGUCUUACCAAAAUUACAUUAUUUAUGGAUUGGACCUCUGCAAACGAUAGUGGUUACAUAUUUAUUGUGGCAAGAAAUUGGCGUGUCAUCAUUAAUUGGAAUAGCUACUCUUUUUUUUUUUAUUCCGUUACAAGGUUGGAUGGGGAAAAAAAUGUCUUAUAUCCAUUUAAAGACGGCUAAGAAGGCCGAUGAGAGAAUAUGUCUAAUGAAUGAAAUCAUUUCGGGAAUACAAGUGAUCAAAAUGUAUACGUGGGAAAAACCUUUUAGUAAACUUAUAGAAUAUUUAAGAAAAAUGGAGGUUAAACAAAUUGAGAGAUCGAUAUUUAUUGGAUUUAUUUAUUUAUCGUUCAAAGUAUUUCAAACAAGAUUUCAAUUAUUUGUCAGUAUCAUAUUGUAUAUCUUAGUUGGAAAUCACAUAUCUGUGCGCAAAGUUUAUGUUCUGACAUCGAUAUACAAUGUGUUGUAUGUGACAAUGGUAGUACUGUUCAGUUUUAGUUUGUUGCAAAUUGGUGAAUUGAUUAUAUCCAUAAAUCGUAUCGAGAACUUUUUAUUACUCGGAGAAAAUGAUCAAAUAUCAAAAUGUUUUUCGAAAUCUGACACAUUAGUGGAAAAUGAUAUUAUUCAAUCACUUAUUGUUGAUGACGAUAUUACAAAAAACUGUAAGGAUUUUGAAAAUAACACUAAACUUGAUGAUGAUUUAAGUAUAGUUAUUUUAAAUGCUACUGCGAAAUGGGCAGACGAUCAAAAUAGUAACACAUUAGAAAAAAUUAACUUAACUGCAAGAACUGGCCGAUUAGUUGCAGUUGUUGGAUCAGUAGGAGCUGGAAAGAGUUCAUUAAUACACGCAAUUUUACGGGAAUUACCUUUAUGCGAAGGUAGAAUUUCUGUACGAGGUGUUGUGUCUUAUGCACCUCAGGAUCCAUGGAUAUUUUCUGGGACUCUUCGACAGAAUAUUCUAUUUGGAUCACCUAUGGACAAAGAACGUUUUAAACAAGUUAUUCAUGUAUGUGCACUAAAAAGCGAUUUUGAACAAUUUCCACUUGGUGAUGAGACGAUAGUGGGAGAAAGAGGAAUAACCUUAAGUGGAGGACAAAGAGCUAGAAUUAAUUUAGCGAGAGCGGUGUACAAACAAGCAGAUAUUUACUUACUGGAUGAUCCACUUUCAGCUGUGGAUGUUAGAGUUGGCAAGCAUUUAUUUGAAAAAUGCAUUUUAGAUUACCUAAAAGCAAAAACAUGUAUUCUCAUUACACACCAAGUCCAAUAUUUAUCUGAUGUUGAUCAAAUUGUUCUAAUGAAUAAUGGUAAAAUAAUAACUGAAGGAUCUUAUAAAAAUCUAAAAGAUUCCAGUUUUGACAUUGAAAAUUUACUUGGAUCUCCAGAAGGUAGAAAUAUUGAAAAUGAAAUUGAAACUAAUAAUAUGAAGAAUAAAAGUGCCGAUUCACGCUUGGUUUCAUCUUUGCACGGAUCCAACAACAGCAUUAUAUCGUCUAAAUAUGAAAAUCAAAUUAGUGAUGAUCAAUCUCCAAAACCUAAUAAAAUAUCGUCCCUCCAGUCUUAUGAAUAUAAUUCCAAAAAUAUAUUUAUAUCAUACAUUACGUCUGGUGGAAGUAGGCUUAACAUUUUGUUAAGUAUUAUUAUGUGCAUUUUUACUCAAGUACUAACUACUAGUGGAGAUUUUUGGCUUAGCAUUUGGGUAAAUCACGAAGUAUAUGAGUAUCAAAAAUUAUUGAAUACAUCUUACAUCAAUAAUACGUCAGUGUCUCUGGAUUCAAAUAGUGCAUCAUUGUUGUUAUCUAAUUACCAGCGAUUUUAUGUUACGAUUUAUGUCAUAUUAAUAGUCUCCCUGAUAGUAACAGCUAUCAUCAGGUCUGCUAUAUUUGUCAAAAUGACUACGAAAGCUUCAAUAAAUUUACACAAUCAAAUGUUUAAUUCCAUUAUAAGAACUACCAUGUAUUUUUUCAAUACAAAUUCUACCGGGCAGAUAUUGAAUCGUUUUUCUAAAGACAUGGGCGCUGUAGAUAAAAUCUUACCACAUAUUUUGUUGGAUACCAUUCAAAAUGGUUUGUUUAUUUUGGGAACUGUAUUUAUUGUUGCAUUUACUAAUAUCUAUCUUUUAAUACCGACAUUUAUCGUGGGUAUAAUCAUUUACAAACUCAGAUACUUGCAUUUCAAAACAUCUCAAGGUGUCAAAAGAUUAGAAGGAGAAACACUAAGUCCUGUAUUAGCUCAUAUGAAUGCAACAUUACAAGGUUUAACAACAAUAAGAGCAUUUCGAGUAGAGGAUAUUUUAUCUAGAGAAUUUGAUAAACAUCAAGAUUUACAUACCUCAGCUUCACAUUUAAGUGCGUGUUUGAAUCAAGGAUUCGGGUUCUGGUUAGAUAUAAUUUGUAUCAUUUAUUUAUGUAUUGUAAUAUCAAGCUUUUUGGUAAUGGGCAAUCAUGUCUAUGGUGGAAUUGUUGGUAUAGCCCUUACACAAGUGGUGGCAUUACUGGGUAGGAUUCAAUGGGGGGUAAAACAAUCCACAGCUCUAGAAAACCUAAUGGUACCAGUUGAAAGAAUUUUACAAUACACACAUUUACCACAAGAAGAUACUCUUCACUCUACUACUGUAAAAACGCGGCCAAAAGGGUGGCCUUAUUCUGGUAAAAUUGUUUUUAAAGAUUUUAAUUUACGUUACAGUUCAGAUUCACCAUAUGUAUUAAAAAAUCUAAAUAUUCAAAUUCAGACAAUGGAAAAAGUGGGUAUUGUUGGUAGGACCGGCGCAGGUAAAUCGUCCUUUAUCGGAGCAUUGUUUAGAUUAGCUCUGAAUGAAGGUAAAAUCAUCAUUGACGGUAUAGAUAUACACGAAUUGGAACUGAAUGACCUUAGAUCUAAGUUGUCCAUUAUUCCUCAAGAACCAGUAUUGUUUUCUGGGACAAUGCGAACAAACAUAGAUCCAUUUGACGAAUACCCGGAUCAUGCUCUUUGGAAUGCACUAGAUGAAGUAGAACUCAAAGAGUUCGUAGAAGAAUUGCCCGACGGUCUAAACUCGAAAAUUUCCGCGAGUGGAUCGAAUUUCAGUGUUGGUCAAAGGCAAUUAGUUUGUUUAGCUAGAGCAAUAGUACAAAAAAAUAAGAUACUGAUAUUGGAUGAGGCCACCGCCAAUGUCGAUCCAAUGACUGACAAGUUGAUUCAAAAUACGAUUAGGAGUAAAUUUAGGUUUUGUACAGUACUAACAAUUGCUCACCGUCUACAUACUAUUAUGGACUCCGAUAAAGUACUAGUUAUGGAUUUUGGAAAAAUAAUUGAAUUUGACCAUCCAAAUAGAUUGUUGAAAAACACUGAUGGAUUUUUCUACAAAAUGGUUGAACAGAUGGGAAAGGAUACUGCUUACUUUUUACAUAGUAUGGCAUCUGAGAGUUUUAACAAAAGUCCGGACUCUAGUUGAUGAAGAAAUCUGAACAAUUCAAUUAUUGAAAAUGUUGUUUAAAUAAUAUAGUCAACGUUUCUAAAUAUCAAAUGUAUCGUUAUAGAACAAUUACAUUUUCGUGUCCUUCGUUGUAUAUUUGUCAGCUUUCUCUAGUCCAAACAGCUAUUUAAAAUAAACAAAUAAUUAUUAUUAUUAUUUGAAGUACAUGGUUUACUAUGAAAAUAUUAUAAUAUAGCCUAUAACAUUAUAGAGUA
Metopolophium dirhodum (rose-grain aphid) is the source of this 6054-nucleotide messenger RNA. Its product is annotated as probable multidrug resistance-associated protein lethal(2)03659. The record is from RefSeq and is a predicted model, not a curated record. Lineage: Eukaryota; Metazoa; Arthropoda; Insecta; Hemiptera; Aphididae. The transcript is spliced from 26 exons. The coding region runs from base 1754 to 5818 and encodes 1354 amino acids. Gene Ontology annotation, molecular function: ATP hydrolysis activity; ABC-type transporter activity; ATP binding. Gene Ontology annotation, biological process: transmembrane transport. Gene Ontology annotation, cellular component: membrane.